GUGAGGUCAAGUGAAAAUUGGCCUUUUUUUCCCAAUGACUCCCUCCCUCCCCUUUGCCCUAUUCCCUUUCCACUCCAAAUUCGUUCCCUCUAUGAACAAUCAUCAACACAGGCAUUUGUGUGUACAGCUUUUAGAGCCAUUUCAAUGCUCUCUAGCUGAAAGGAUAUUUUCUUUUCGUGCCAAGAUCAAACACCAGAUCCCUUCAUUACCAAACACUUUUUCUCAAUACUCUAUGAGGCAAUGGUGCAUGACGAAGGGGUUACAAAUUAAAUCGUGGAUAUCAAAUGUCAAGUCAGUACUUAGGAUGACUUCAUUUAUGAGAUCGAAUUCAACAUGUAUUGGAUGCUCUUUGGGACUCAGGGGGUAACGUGGUAGCCAUAGGCAGGUAUUUGUAUUUUGCCUCAGUGAUAGGACUUGAUAGCCAAUAUAAUUCCAUUCUUUUUCCUUCAGUCA
This is a messenger RNA of Botrytis cinerea B05.10, 453 nucleotides long. RefSeq lists its product as hypothetical. The transcript has a single exon. The record is from RefSeq and is a predicted model, not a curated record. Bases 35 to 367 code for a protein of 110 amino acids. NCBI's taxonomy places the organism in Eukaryota, Fungi, Ascomycota, Leotiomycetes, Helotiales, Sclerotiniaceae.